Vicia villosa (hairy vetch) is the source of this 998-nucleotide messenger RNA. RefSeq names its product probable NAD(P)H dehydrogenase (quinone) FQR1-like 3. Bases 164 to 775 code for a protein of 203 amino acids. Gene Ontology annotation, molecular function: FMN binding; NAD(P)H dehydrogenase (quinone) activity. The record is from RefSeq and is a predicted model, not a curated record. Lineage: Eukaryota; Viridiplantae; Streptophyta; Magnoliopsida; Fabales; Fabaceae. The transcript has 5 exons.
UGCUUCUUCAACCACACAACACAAGGCUCUCCAUACAAAUACAAAUUUAAUAUGUUAGUUAUUUUCUUUUUUAAAUGUUAGUUAUUUUACAGCAAUAAUCAAUAAUCAGCAGAAUUCAAAGAGGGGAUUAAUUAGCAUUUCAUCUUGAUCCAUCACUUUGAAGAUGACUAUCACCAAAGUCUACAUUGUAUAUUAUUCGUUGUAUGGACAUGUGGACACUAUGGCAAGACAAGUACACAAAGGGGCAGCUUCAAUUGAAGGUGUUGAAGCAACACUUUGGAGGGUACCUGAGAUUCUGUCGGAUGGAAUAUUGGAAAAGAUGAAAGCCCCUCCUAAACCAGAUGAUAUAGCUGACAUCAGACCAGACCAACUUGUGGAAGCAGAUGCUUUGAUAUUUGGUUUUCCUUCUCGUUUCGGUAUGAUGCCAAGCCAGCUCAAGGCCUUCUUCGACGCUACUGGUGAGUUGUGGGAGUCGCAAGCACUCGCAGGCAAACCUGCUGGAAUCUUUUGGAGUACUGGAUUUUACGGGGGAGGCCAAGAACUGUCGGCAUGGACAGCUAUAACUCAGUUAGCUCAUCAUGGUAUGCUUUUUGUUCCUCUUGGAUACACCUUUGGCAGUGGCAUGUUUGAGAUGGAUGAGGUAAAAGGAGGCUCGGCGUAUGGUGCUGGAACUUUUGCAGGAGAUGGAACUCGUCAACCGACAGAGCUAGAGCUUCAGCAGGCCGUUUACCAGGGUAAAUACAUUGCUGAAAUUGCAAAAAAGUUGAAAAGUUAACCUUCCUGUAUGACAGAUACUCAACAAUAUAUUAUGACCUGCUACAUUGUUACAAAUUCUGUCUUCUUGGUAGCUAACUUGCUACCCUUUUACUGAUAUUGUAGUCAAAGUCGUCUUAAGUUUUCGGAGGCUCUGUGUUGAUUUGUCAUGGUUUAACUAGGCUCAAUCAACCAUGGAAAUGUUUAAAUAUAAUAACAUCAUUUCUCUUCGGAGAUUCUAAACA